Messenger RNA from Closterium sp. NIES-67, 7969 nucleotides. NCBI's taxonomy places the organism in Eukaryota, Viridiplantae, Streptophyta, Zygnematophyceae, Desmidiales, Closteriaceae. The record is from the annotation of a GenBank genome assembly.
GCUCAUUUCACGUCAUCAUGGCUCCUUACCCAUUUCUUCUGCCAGCAGCCAUGGCUCCUGACCAAGCUUUUACUCGCAGUCCUUGGUAGUCCCAAUUCCAUGGCUGUCUCCAGUUCUUUUGCAGAAUUUACUUAUCCACUGUAGUUUAAACCUGGAGCUCGUCGUGUCUGCUCAGAAUUCAUGUAGAUUCUUGGCUCAGUUUAGCUGCCUAGGAUGUAGGUUAGGACUUGUCGCGUUGUUUGCUGAGAUCUUGCCGUUGCACACUUAGCUUUCAGCGAUGGAUUCCGAGGGAGCGGUUUCAGCUGCAGCUACUGGCGUACCCGAGUCUUCAAGGGCCAUGAAGACGUACACAACGAGCAAGCUGCUGUCUUUUUCGGAGCUCCCAAGGUGCAAGGAGCCGCCUCCAGGGUUUGAUCCGUCGCCAUGGAGGGUAUUGAUGCAGGGAUUCGUCCCGGUGCCUCAAGGCCCUCAUGGUCCACCUCGCCGCGACUGGAACAACCAAGGGCGCUCACCACAGGCGUACGAAGGGCCUGAGUGGGGGGGGAGAGACGGUCGCAGGUUCCCCGGACCCGGAGGAGCUCCUCCGUACGGAGGGCCAUUUGACUCGGCUCAGAAACCGUACAACGGUCCGGGAGGCCGUGGUGCUGGUGGCCGUCCGAUCUUGGACAAAGCCGGAGGCAAAGCUCCAGACGAUGGCGCGUUUCCGUCAGUUACUGGCCAGGCGCUGAAUCAGAACCAGGGUCAGGGGGAAGGGGAGGAUCGCCGUGUGGGUGGUGGUGUUGCGCCUGGCGGUCUUCGCCCUCAAUCCGCUGCAGCAGCAUCAGCUGCUGCUGCAGCUGGUGUUGGUGGGACUGUCCCAAGGCUGCAACCUGGCUGGAAGACAGACACGAAUUCCCGCUCGCACUUCUUCGAGCAAAGGACUUUCCCCAACAGAGUACCCGUCACGGGCAAGGACGCCAACGGGCCCUCCCCCUCCCCAUCCCCAUCCGCCUCCGCGUCCUCCUUCACGGGGCCUCCUGCCGGCCGGUCGUCUGACGCCAGCAGCAGCUGGAGAGCAGGAGGAGGGAAGGCCGAGGGCACUGCCGGCGUUCCUGUCCACGACUUUGGCCCGGGAACCAGACCAUAUGGUGGUCCGUAUAGUGGCUCGUAUGGUAGGCCUUACGGCCCACAUCAGAGCGGCCCUAUUCCAGGUUCUAUCCCAGGCCCCUCCAGCAGCGGGUAUGGUCCGGAUAAGCCCGCCAGUGAUGCUCCUACCGCUCCUCCGGGGUUUGACGGGCCUGGCCAGGGCUACGGGCUCAGGAGCAGGUACCAGCCCGCGGGGAUGCUGGGCAGGGGCGGGGGAGGGGGAGGAGGGGAUGGCGGAUAUGCAGGUCCUGCGGUCAGGCAGAGGCCAAGAGGAGAGGAUGACUCUUCGCGCAAGCCGUAUGUGCCAGGUGCGCCUCUGAUGGUGGAGGACUCGUUCAACGACGAGACGUUUGGAGGGAGCAGCAGAGAUGGGAGGCGAAUGGAGGAAGAGAAGAGGCGCCGCGAGGAAUUCGAGCAGUUCCGUAGGGCGCAGCACCAGAAGCAGGGAGGAGGAGGAGGAGCAGCAGCAGAAGCGCAGAAACCCCAGUCGUCUUCACCUCUCACCUCCACCGAUGCAGCCGCUGCAGCCGGUACCAGAGCGCCUCUCUCUCAGGCAGAGCUGCAGCGCAGGAGGCACGACGAGAACUCUCUCUGGGACGCCCCCACGCUCUCAGCAGACCACUCAGCGGACCAGGGGGGGCGCUCCGCCUAUCAGGGCCGGUCACCAGCCGACCAGGACGACUCUGAGCCUCUCGGCUCGCCCCGUGCCACAGAGGAUUUGGAUCUUGAUCCUAGCGAAGCAGCUGGCUUGGCAGCAGCAGGGUCAGCAGCAGGGGCAGCAGCAGGGGCAGCCGCAGGAGCAGCUGCAGCAGCAGGGGGUAGGGAUGUGCAGGCAGGGGGGCCAUUGGCACCAGCAUUGUCGCCGUCUGUGGCUGCUCUCAUGGGCCUGGCGCCUGCAGUUCCGCCAGGCUUUCCCAGUGCAGGUCCUCUGGGGAUAAAUGCUGCUGCUGGUGCGCCUGGGGAGGGAGAGUCUGCAGGGGGCGGAGGGGCAGAGGGAGAUAAGCUGGUUGCGUGGCUGGGAGGGAUCAUGGCUGGGAAAGGCCCUGGUGCUGGUGGCGCUGCUAGUGUUGGUGCGGGUCUUGGUGUUAGUGUUGGUGGUCGUGGUGCUGCUGCUGGUGAUGGGGGGAGCGGGGUGGGAUCCUCUGUGCGUGGGUUCACUCCGCCUGCGAUCCCACCUGCCGCGGCUUCCCUGUCUCUCGAGGAGAUCGAGAGGGAACUGCAGCAGUCAGCGCGUGCAGAUGCAGAUCAAACCGGGGAACCAAGUGAACAGAGCGAGCAACACGAGCGAAGGGAGCAAACUGAUUCGGUGCAGGGAAGGGGGGAGGAGGGGCAGCGCCUCUCAGUGAACGACCUGUUUGCGGGGUCUGGGUCGUCAGCAGGAGCGGAGGGGGCGUCAGGAGGAGGAGGAAAGGCGCAGGGUGGGUUAUUGGCUUUGAUUGGACGUGUUGCCUUGGCCUCGGACCUAGAGGCGGAUGUUGGGGUCGAUUCUGCAGCAGGUGUUGCUGGGGGGAAUGGUGCUGCUGCGGUGGAUGGUGUUGUGGCGGACGCUGCAGCCUUAGAUGCUGCGGCUCGUGCUGAAGAUGGAGUCUCUGUGAAUGCCGCUGUACCUCCCACCGCCCACCCUCCUAUCCCUGCUGGCUCUACCUCCCCCAGCUGGUCCCUGCCUCCAGAAUCAGCGCUUUUUGAACCCUCCCCAGACAAGAAGGGCCACAGAGCCACAGAGACAGCAGAAGGGGAAGUCCCCCCUGCAGACGUUACACCUGAUAUGGUGCUGGGUUUCGCGUCUCCUUCUGCUGCCGAUGCCACCUCUGCUCUGUCCAAACUCCUCACUGGCAGUGGAAGCACCAACAGCAGCAUCAGUGGCGGUGGCGGCAUGGGCGCUGGGUUCCAGCAGAGGGACAUCUGGGGAGGAAUGGGCUUUGGUGCUCUCUUGGCCGGGGGCGGAACCAGCGCCUCAGCUUUCCCUACCAGUCAACCUGGCCAACCCGGUCUUGACUGGUCCUCUGUGCCUCUAGGUUCGAGCGGGCUGGGCUCUGGAGCAGCGUGGGGGGCAGCAGGGACUGGAAAAGGGUUGGUGGAGGGUGAGGGCGGGCAGGGGUGGGGGAGAGGAGAGCCUGCUGGGAGCAAGAGUGGGAGGAAAGAAAACGGGCUUGAUGCGUCUCCUUCUGCUGCUGCUGUUGUCACAACUGCUGCUGCGGCUCUGCUGUGGGGUGAGGGAGGAGAGGGUGGGGGAGAGGGUGGGGGCACACCAGAGGCCCUGAUGGAGCUGUUGCAGGGGCAUAAGCAGGCGCAGCAGGCAGGGGGAGGUGUGGAAGGCGGAGGGCAGGAGGGGCUGUCUGGAUUGUUCGAGAAAGGGUUGUUAACGAACGGAAUGGGAGGGAGGGGGGAGGUGAAGGGGGCUGGCGCGUUGAGUGGAAGUCGUGCAUUCGCUGAGGAGCGAGAGACCAACGCUUUGAGCGGCGUCGCACUCCUAACGCAGCUGUUCACCAAUCCCAAGAGCUACGAAUCGAGCACGCUGGGAGAAGGGGAGACGCUGGGGGUGAAGCUGGCGAGUAUUCAGAGCGCCCUGCAUCAUGCCUCCGCCUCAGGACCACCAGGCAGUCAGCCGUCACUCCCGUCUGCCCACGAUGCUGCAGCCAUCGAAUCUCUGCUGGAGGCUCUCUCCCUGCAAGCUGCCCCACCCAGUGGCGCUGCUGCUCCUCCCAGUGCUGCAACUGCAGCUGCGAGCUCAACAGUAUCCAGGGGCAAUGGGAGCACCAGCACGAGCAGCGGUGGUGGCAGGGUUUAUGAGAGCAGGAGCAUCCCCCUGGCGAGCCUGUUUGGGCCGAACGCAGCAGCUUCGUUUUCCAAGCCUGGAGCUACCAGCACUCCACAGACCAGCACCACGAUCAGUGGCAUAAGUCUCGCCAGCAGCACCAGAGCCGCUGGUGGCAGCAGCAAUGGCCAGGGGCAAGCGUAUGCGCCAUGGGUUAACAAGCCUGGGGCAUUGUUAGGAGGGGCAGGUUCAGGGACUCUGUCUGUUCCGCUCGGCGUAGGGGCGCCUGUCCCACUGCCGGGUGGUCCAGGCCUUCAGUCUUCUGUGCUGCCCAUGCCGGUAGGGCCCAGCCUAGCAGACAUUGAGCGAGGGGACCGGGGGAGGAGUGUCAGCACUGCUACUGCCUCACUUCCUCUUGCUGCAGCCUCGACUGCUGGGGAAUCUCUGCCUUUCCCCCUCCCUUUCUCCACUCAGCCUACUUCUAGGGGGCUUACAGGCGCAGUGGCAGGGGCAGGGGGUGGGGCAGGUGGAGGUGAUGGGGCAGGGGAAGGGGGAGGAAGAGCGCCACUGCCAGCAAUGCCGGCAAUGGUGCAGUGGCAGAGCCUGGAGGAGAUAGAGGCGUCCCUGCUGCAGUCAGCAGAUAAGCAAGGGCAGGACGGGCAGGACAGGCAGGAUGGGCGCGACAGUCUAGGUGGGAGCACUGCAUGCCUGACAGCAGGCAAUGCAGGCUCAGGUGGCGGCCCCACCCCUGCUGAAAUUACUGCUGGGGGCUCAACAGGCACUGUCGGCAGCGUGGGAGGUAUUUCCAGUGCCCAUGCCCCUGCUGCCCAUGCUCCUUCUGCCCAUGCUCCUGGCCUAGGGGAGCUGCUGCUGCCUGGGCUGGUGGGGGGAAGUGGAGGUGCGGGUAGUGGGAGUGAUGGUGCUAGUGAGAUCAGAGAGGGGGGUGGGGGUGGGGGUGGGGGGGGGCAGAUAGGGCAGGUAUCCUUGGCCGCUAUGUUCAGUCAGCAGGCAAGCGGGCCUGGGCGUGGGCGUGGGUCUGAUGAGGCGUCUUUUGCCUCCAUGCACCUGCUAUCGCUGCUGUCUGGAGGGCCAGGUGGGGAAGCAGGAGGUGGAGGAGGGAAAGCAGGAGGGGCAGGGGGUGAAGCAGGAGGGGGAGGAGGGGAGGGAGGAGGAGUUGUGCCAGAAGCCAGUGCAGCGGAAACAGAGGUGUGCGAGGGUAGAGGAGGAGCGGCUGGCGAUAGUGGUGCCAAAAGGAGCGGCAAGAUGCCCUCGGAUGCAGGUGAAUGGGAAGCAGCAGGUGAAGGGGCAGCAGCAGGUUAUGUUGAGACCUCACUGGCAGGCCGUCAGGCUGAGCAGGUGCAGGGUGUUGACAAAGUGGAGGGCAAAUUGGUGCCUCAACAGCGCCUAUGUGAUGGAGACUCGGCUGCAGCAGCAGUCCCAGCUUCAGCAGCAUUGGCAGCUUCAGCAGACCCAGCUGCUGCAGCAGAGGCGGGCAAAGAGGUGGUUCAAUUGCGCAUGGGUGAUGGUGACCCAGCUGCAGCAGCAGAGGCAGCAGGAGGUGGGGGCAUCGAAUCUGGUGGCAAUGCAGCAGCGGUUACAGCAGGGGAGGAACAAGAAGCAGGGGAGGAAGGAGAAGCAGGGGAGGGGAAGGGAGCUCGGUCCGUGGACGCCCUGCAAGGGAGGAAGCAGGUGGGAAGGCAGGCCCCGCAGCAGCAGGUGCAGAAACCAGGCAUUGUGAAGCGGCUCUUUGGGUUCUUCCAGGGCAAUUCUUCCUCCUCCUCCACUUCCUCCCCUGCUGCUGCGGAUGAGCCGAAUCAGCAGGAGAAGCAAGACUCAGCUGGGGAUGGGGACAAGCAGGGACGUGCAAUAGAGCAAGAGAUGGAGGCAAAAUGGGAGGGGGGGGAAGCUGCCAAUGAAGCGAAGCAAGAGACUCAUUCCGCGAGCGAGAUAAGCAGUGAGAGUGUGGGUGAGCGUGAUGCUGAAACUAAGCCAGGGGUUAAGCCAGGGGCUGAGCCAGGGGUUGAUGUCAAUGGUGAGGAGCACAAGGAUUGUGAAGCGGUGCAGAUGGGUGGAAAGGAAGGAAAGACCCAUGGUGAUUCAGGAGAGGCUAGGGGUUUGGAGAGGCAGGAGGAGAUGGAUGAGAGUGAGCCAGGCAGUGGCAGUCAGGAAAAGGGGCUUCAUGCUGUCUGUGGAUUAAAACCCUCACUGGAACAACAGCAGGACCAGCAGCAGCAGCAGCAACAACUCUGGUCCCCUCCCUCCGUCCCCAUGCCCUUCCCCAUAAACCCAUCCAUGUCCCCGUCUCCUCAGCACCAUCCGCUCCAUCCGCCGCCAAACCCCCAUCAGCCGCCGUUCACCCACAUGUUACAGAGUGGGGGCGAUUCCUUCCCACAUGCUGUGCCGGGUAAUGUCAUGCCACCCUGGGUCCCACCACUCGAGCAGCAGCAGCAGCAACAACAGCAGCAACACCAUCAGCAGCAGCAACAGCAGCAGCAGCAGCAGCAGCAACAGCAGCAGCACCAUCAGCAACAGCAGCAGCAGAUGCCUCCCCAUGCGCCCAUGCAACACCAACCCGGACUUAUCCCCUCUCCAUUCCCCCCAGGACUGGCCUUCCCCACCAUGCCUCCCCCAGGAAUGCCUCCCCAAGGCAUGCCUCCCCAAGGGGUGCCUCCUCAUGGCAUGCCUCCCCCUGGCAUGUUCCCACACGCCAUGCUUUCCCAUGCAAGAGGGCCAUUCACCUUCCUACCCCACCACUUAUCGCCCCAUCCCCCCACCCACUCUUCCCCCUCCCCUUUCUCCUCCCCUCCCCCGUUCUCUGGCGCGCCUCCCCCUGACCGUCCCCUCCUCCACUUCUUCCCCCCCAUCGCGGGUUCCCCCAGUCGCCCCCCCUAUGGCCCCCUUCCCCCUCACGAAAACCCUCCUCACAGUGUUGGUUUUUCACCGCACUCCACCGCUCCUCACCCUUCUCCACUGUAUGGUGGCGCAGGAGCCAGUGGCUCUUCCCCCCCUCAUGGGGGAGACUCAAGUGCCACUGGUGAAGGAGGUCGAGAUGGUCAGGGGGAUCAAGGAGGGGGAGGAGGAGGAGGAGGGGGAGGGGGGGGAGCAGCAGCAGCAGGGGCGCUUCUCUCACUACCGCAUCCGCAGCAGCAUCCACAGCAGCUCGCCCCACACUUCAUGCAAACCCCACCCAGGCAGCAGCAGCAGCAGCAGCAGCAUGCUGGCGUUCAGUCUGCUCCAGGCACUCCCGGGCCCUCUCCACACAGGCCCUCUCCGCACGCACCUCACAUGUCCCUCCCAUUCCCCCAUCCCCAGAGCCCCUUCGCCCACCACCAUCCCCACAUGCCGCACCCUGCUUUGGUAUUUUCUCCUGUCCGAUCUCCCAUGCACGCACCCAUCCACGCACCCAUGCAUCAACCCAUGCACAUGCCUAUGCCCAUGCAUGUGCACAUGCACAUGCCCAUGCACCCCUCGAUGUUGUCCCAGCACACCGGCCCCUCUCCUCCUCCUCACGCCUCUGCUCCUGCUUCUCCUCCUGCUGCCGCUCACCAUCCCAGACAGUGACCUUGAGAGUGCCGUCAUCAAGCUCCUGAGAGCUACCGGGACUUGUCUCACAACAGUACAAGAUCUCCUGCUUCUCCUCCUCCUGCUGCUCACCAUCCCAGAUAAUGACCUUGAGAGCACAAUCAUCACGCUCUUGAGAGCUAACGGGAAUUGUCUCACAACAGUACAAUAUCCCCUGCUUGGGUCGAUCCUUGCUGCGAUGCAUGUCCAUUUGCUCUGUAUGCCCACCAGUGGUGCAUGUCCAUCAUUGACUCACAGCCGACGUGUUGACCUCUCUGGUCGCCGUGCACCAUUUCCUUGACUUCGUGUCUUGCCUCUGCAUCACUUGGUGUUCUGGCGCGGUUGUUGGCUGCUUGCAAGCCUCUCCUUCGUUUCGAAGUCUCUUUCGUUCUCCCUUCCACAUGAAAACUUCAGGUUAUGACCCUUUUCUGUGAUUACAGGCAUGCUUUCACUCGUCUGGGGUUUGCUCUGUGGUUCACUCAGUUGUGUAAUCCGCCACUCAUUGUUGCAAACUAUGUGGAUAUAAUG